AACAUCACAGAAUCUACGAAAUGAAUCCACGAGUAAAAGUUUUAUUAGCCGGUCGCUUAUCAUAUGGGGUCGGUUUACAUUUACAAAAGACUUUGUCGGAUCAUCAUCACAAACAUUUAACCAAAUCAGCGAAUACAUUAGUACUCCUAGAACACGAACCGGUAUACACGGUGGGAAUUCGAAAAGGAGUAUACACGGAGGCAGACGAGAAAAAAUUGAGGAGCCUCGGCGCGGAUUUCUGGAAGACGAAUCGUGGCGGACUUAUCACCUUUCAUGGACCCGGCCAACUGGUAGCUUAUCCGAUACUCGAUCUGAAGCAAUUCCGUACAAGCAUUAAAUGGUACAUACGCCAGGUGGAACAUACGGUGAUACGCGUGUGCGCCGAACUCGGCAUUAAGGCCAUGACUUCGCCACACACUGGAGUUUGGGUCGGCGAUCGCAAAAUUUGCGCAAUAGGCGUCCAUGGCAGCCGUUAUAUUACUACCCAUGGCCUCGCACUCAACUGUAACAUUAAUCUCGGGUGGUUCGAACACAUCGUACCAUGCGGUAUCGAGGGCAAAGGUGUAACCAGCAUUUCUAAGGAGCUAGGCACGGACAUAACGGUCGACGACGUGAUACCGAUCUUUCGAAGCGCUUUUAGCGAGCAUUUUGAAUGUGAGCUAAUUAAUUAUUCGUCCAGCGAGGCUUCGCAGCUAUUGCGAGACGCGCAUAAUGUUUUAAGAAUAUAAUAAAUAAAUAAUUAAUCCAUUUAAUA
Molecule: messenger RNA, 754 nt
Organism: Camponotus floridanus (Florida carpenter ant)
Lineage: Eukaryota; Metazoa; Arthropoda; Insecta; Hymenoptera; Formicidae
Gene: Lipt2
Product: putative lipoyltransferase 2, mitochondrial
Exons: 1
Coding region: 21-728 (235 amino acids)
Biological process (GO): protein lipoylation
Cellular component (GO): mitochondrion
Molecular function (GO): lipoyl(octanoyl) transferase activity
Source: RefSeq, a predicted model, not a curated record